GAUACCAUCGAGGUGUGGCGCAUCACUAACGUGCGCUUCGUUUCGUUCGCGUUUCAGCGUACAAUUUUUCUGUUUUUGUGUUUUCAAUGUAAUUCCAAAUAAUUAAAAUGAUUUUAUUACCAGUGAUAAGUUUUAUUUUCUAAAUUUGACAAGUUUUUAGUCCAUCGCAUCGUUUUGCGAUGGACGUACAGGACGAGAGUGUCUUGGACGUUGAUUUGCUAGCUGACGAUGGAUCUGAAGAAGAAGGCGAAGCCCCGCCGUCGUCAGAAUUUUAUACAGGGCCUGGGUCAACACCAACUUCUUGUGCGUCCUCACCUCGGGGUGAAGAGCCUGCUUCUCCCCAUGGAGGUAUAUCGCAGCCCGCAUUCUUCCAUCAUCAGACCUAUACCCGACCAUUCUUCACAUCAGGUCGGAGGGGGCCAGGCCGACCUAGAAAAGAAGGACCUAAAUUGGUUAGAGAAGGAAAGAUUGUUAGAAGGUAUAGAGGGGGCAAUGCAGGUUCUCUCAGAGGGGCUAAGAGACACCGUGGUAGUAGAGAUGAUUCACUUGAAGAUAUGAUGGAUGAUGAUGAUUUCUCUAUCCCACCCUUACCUGAAGAACCACCAUAUAUGCCAGAAAAAUGGCCAGGGAAAGUAUGCGCACUGUGCAACUUAAGCGAGCGCAGUCAGCUUGGGCAGGGCGAGAUGAAGCAAGUGAUGUGUAAGCUAGGUGAUGGCGAUGGCAGCAGCACACCAGCGGUUACCAACUCCGGCGGCGCGACGCCCACUAACGCGGCGACGCCGACGAGCACGCCAAGCACGCCGGUCACGCCGGGACUGGUGUCUCCACCGCCAGAACUUGUUGACCCUAAUCAACACCCACUUGCAUUACCACUGAGUAGACGGCAGAAAGCAUUCAAUAAAUGCAAGACUCCCCUGUACAACAUGGAACACACAGAUGAAUUAUCUAUAAUUGGGUACACGGAUGUGAUGGAAUUGUCUGCAGUAGUGUCAUCUGGAGCUCUGUAUGUUCACCGGUGUUGCCUUGAUUUCACUCCCCCAUUCCAAGAGCAAGUAGCUGCUGCUUCAAAUUCAGAAGAAGAGAAGGAACAGUUAGAGGACGCAAGAGUUAAAGGGAUAGUGUCGACGGCUUUAUCGCGAAAAUGUGCCUUUUGUACUAGACAUGGUGCCAGCAUACCCUGCAAAAUGAGUUGCAGCAAAUACUUUCAUUUGCCCUGUGUACUUGCCUCUGGGGGCUUCAUUGAUUUUCAAACCAAGUCUUCCUUUUGCAAGGACCAUCUAUAUCAAGUGCCUCUUAUUUGUACUGCUGACAUAGACUGUAGGACGUGUCGAACUAUCGGCGAUAUAGCAAACUUAAUGACUUGUGUGACUUGUGGCGCACAUUACCACGGGACGUGCGUUGGCCUGGCGCAGCUACCAGGCGUGCGGUCGGGCUGGUCGUGUCGCUCGUGCCGCGUGUGCCAGGUGUGUCGCGGCGAGGCGGGCGCGGCGGCCGCCGGCAACGAGGCGCGCGCCGUCACCUGCGAGCACUGCGACAAGGUCUACCACGCCACCUGCCUCCGGCCCGUCAUGGCCACCGUGCCCAAAUACGGAUGGAAAUGUAAAUGUUGCCGCGUGUGCUCGGACUGCGGCUCGCGGUCGCCGGGCGCGGGCCCGUCGUCCCGCUGGCACGCGCACUACACGGUGUGCGACUCGUGCUACCAGCAGCGCAACAAGGGCUCGUGCUGCCCGCUCUGCCGCCGCGCCUACCGCGCCGCCGCCUACCGCGACAUGAUACGCUGCACGCUCUGCAAGAGAUACGUACACGGAAUGUGCGAUCCCGAUGCAGAACCUCAGCAAUAUAGACAGAAGAAAGACCAAAAUCCUUCAUAUGAAUACAACUGUCCAAUAUGUAAAGCUCAGAUGCAAAUGACCGGCUCCAAAAGUGGAUCAUUUGAUGACGAUAAUGUUGCGUCGACAUCUCAAGACUCGUCAUUCGGUGAUGAAAAUUCACAGCAAGAGCAGGAUCCUCUCGCAAUUGAACCAAAGCUGGAUGUUGGUCUUGGCAAAGGAAAACCUUAUACUGUAACAUCAAAAGUAGCUAAAAAGAAAAUAGGUGGUUACAAGCUGAAGGGCGGGUUCCCUCCAGCAGGAAAACUUGGUUUCCAGAAGCGCCAAAGAUCUGUCUUAGAUUUUGGACGAAAAAGGGGUACUAAACCAAAGAUGAGAGGAGUGUUUGGUGUUCCAGGAUUAGGUCUGCAAAGACCACAAGCUCCUGAUAAUAAGACCCCUGAAGAUGAUCCAGGGGUUGAAAACAAGUUGGUGUUAUGCUCAAGUAAAGACAAGUUUGUGUUAACACAAGAUCUUUGCGUAAUGUGCGGGGCAGUAGGAACAGACUCUGAAGGGUGCCUUAUUGCUUGUGCGCAGUGCGGACAAACUUACCAUCCUUAUUGUGUUAAUGUUAAGGUAUCUCAAGUGAUAGUAACAAUGGGCUGGCGCUGCCUGGACUGCACGGUGUGCGAGGGCUGCGGCUCGCGCGGCGACGAGACGCUGCUGCUGCUGUGCGACGACUGCGACACCACGUGGCACACGUACUGCGCGCGCCCGCAGCUCAGCGACGUGCCGCGCGGCGCCUGGCGCUGCGAGCGCUGUCGCCGCUGUCUCGUGUGCGGCACGCGCCACACGCUGGCCUGGUGCGACAACUACACAGAAUGUGCUCCUUGCGCUUCUCUGGUGAUGUGUUGCGUCUGCUCGGAGCCUUAUUCUGACGGCGAGCUUAUAAUACAGUGUGAAGGUUGCCGGCGCUGGUUACAUGCGUCCUGUGAUUCAAUACGCAGUGAAAAUGAUGCCGAAGUGUGCUGUCGCGCUGGAUACAAGUGCGUGCUGUGCCGCGGCCGCGAGCUGCCGCCGCCGCACCAGGCGCGCGAGGCGGCGGCGGGCGCGGCGCCCGCCCCCGCGGCCCGGCCCGCGCCGCGCCCCACGCCCGCCUCGCUGGGGCUGGCGGGCGAGUACUACGUGGACGACGUGUGUCUGUCGCAGCGCGGCGCGCACCACAUGAAGCAGCUCGAGGCCGAGAUGGGCAUCACGCACACGCGCCGCAAGCGACGCUUCAAGAACGACAACACUGAGAAAGACGCAGAAAUAAUGGCAUCUAUUGAAACAGUGGUUCAGAAUGCAGACGUCGAGAUGGGAGACGACUCCAAGCCAGACAGCACAGCUGAAGUUAAAGAUGAACCUGGUGCGAGCAACACGAAUUUCAAGGAAGGUAUACUGUGGAAUGUAGCCAACGAUGGUCCACCUCCCGAAGGUUUUACGAUAUACACGACCGAUUCAGGUCUUACGGUACUGCGCCGGAAAAGGCAAAGGAAUUUAAACAAGCUCGGGAUUGGAGGGUUCGUUGUUAGACAACGACAGACCACAGCUAAGGCGCAGGCUGAUGAUGACAAAGACGGCGAUGGCACACAGGCCUCUGGUGAAUCGCCGAGCAAUAAGCGUAAACCACGUCGGAAACCGCGUUCUAAGCUGAUGGAGCAGUUCCCUUCAUAUAUGCAAGAAGCAUUCUUCGGUAAAGACUUACUGGAGCCUACUAAGGCAGCUGUCAGUUCUACUGCGAACCCUGGCGAGAGUCCGGGCGGCACACUGCGGGCCACGACGCCGGAGGGCUACCGCGAGCUGCGCGACUCCAAGUGGGACCUCGACAACUCCGACAGCGACGGCGACGACAUGCUCGCCGCGCUCACCACCUUCAACGACCACGAUACUACCAUCCUCAUCACACUUAAUACCGAGGAAAUAGAAAUUAUGAAUUCACUUAAACCGAAGGAGGAGAAGGACGAAUCAUCGAAUACAACAAACUCGGAUGGUACAGUAAAAGUGAAGACUGAGUUAGAUGACGGACAACUGAAGCAUACGGAAGACUCCACGGCUCUAAAGAACGCGAUACUUGGGCCGCAGUCAGCUGAACCUGAGCCACCGCCGACCGUCGCUACGGAGAGCAUUCCUACCGUACAUAGUACCAAGACUGAGGCUAUUAAUAGUGAAACUGGUGGAUCAUCACAAGCAUCAACUAUAUCGUCGAAAGAUGAUUUAUCGCUUUUGGGCGUAAACUUAGAUGCGAUGGUGCGAGACGGACUACGUGACGGUUUACCCGACAUGGACAGUAACGAUGUCGACGAAAUAUUCAAAGGAGUUCUUACUGAUGAUUCACAGGAGUCGCAAGAAUCGUCCGUGUCGUACGUGAACUCGAUGGCGGGUACGCCUUAUUCACAGCAACGGCAACAGUUACAGAGCCCCAUGGAAUACACAUCUCCAUACCCGGAGUUUGGUGGUAGUAGCAGUAACAGCGCGAUGAGCCCGCUGUUCUCGGAGAGCGGCAGCGGCGGCGCGGCGGGCUGGCCCGACAGCGCGCAGGCGCCGCCGCCCUCCUACAACCAGCGCAGCGCCGACAAGAUGCGCGCCGACGAGAGUUUAGGAUCAGCAGCCACGAUUUCAGCCGUCUUAUACGCUAACACCAACCACCCAGAAUGGAAGACGGAAUUCCCGAACUGGGUGGACCGUUGUAAGCAAAUACUAAAGAAAUGGCGCGCCUUGCCAUCCGAUCAAAAAGCACCUUAUUUGCAACGUGCCAGAGACAACAGAAGCGCCAUCCGUAUGAAAAAGGCACAACAGGAGCUUCACACACCGAGCGCAGUUUGGCGCGAUGGUGCCAUGCAGAAGGAAUUGGAUGAUGCGUUUCAUAUGGAAUUGGACUGCGAACAAGAGCGAGCGUGCAACCAGCAGCGAAGUGCGCGCGAGGCCGAGCAAGAGAGGCAGUGGAAGCAUCUGCAACAACAGCGUCAGCAGCAGACGCAGCAGCAACAACAGAUCAUACACGAUCAAAGGAUGCAAGCAGCCAUGCAGCGUCUCCGCGCGCCGGACGGCAGCUCGCCGCCGGGCGCGGGCGUGGCGCCGGGCGCGGGCCCCGGGGCCCCCGGGGGCGCGGGGCUGGGGGGCCCGCCCGCGGCCGCGCCCCCCGCCGAGGCGCCCCGGAGCGCCUUCCCCGCACAGCGCUUCCCGCUGCACUACGGCAACAACGAAGACAUCAACCGCCAGCUGCGGGACUUGCUGCAGCGCCACCCCGAAAAGAUGUGGCCACCACAAGAUGGAUCACAAGUGGCCAGUGGUGCUGUUGAAGGCCAGCCUUUCCGCCAGCCGCUGCCUGUGACGCUGCGAGCGCGCGCACCACUUAUGCACACUAACCGCCCUGAACACCAUUUAAUUAUGCAACAGCGCAUCGUAACACCAGAUAAUAGUCAACUACAGCAGAAUAUCAACAACCCUGCUGCCCAACAAAUGGUAGACCAGAAACAAAACAUUGCCCAGAACAAUGCUUCAAACAAUGAUAACAAGCAUGAUGCCAGUCAUGAUCAAGGCACGGAUGAAAUGGAUAUGGGAGAUAUGGACAAGCUUGAACAAGAUGGCGGGAAUAUUGGAGAGGUGGGCGACAUUCUAACUGGUCUUGGCGGAGAGGAUGAUGAGGAAUUGUUCGAGACGCUGACGGCGGAGAUAGGCGAACAGUUUAACAUUCUAGAGUACGCCGACCCUGAGCUCGCGACUUUGAACGACGCCGAGCAUAUUCUAGAUGGGUUGGAACUUGCUGAUGAUGGCAUGCCCGAGAGACAUGCGAAAAGAGAACCUGAGGAUGAAGCUGAUCACGCACAGGAUAACAAAAUGUACAAUGACCUACAAAAGUCUGUGAAGAACAUAGAAUCCAAUAAACCCGAAGUAAAAUCCGAGUUGGAGGAUGUCAAGCCGGAUGUUAAAAUAGAGGCGCCGUCCACGCCCGCUCCGCAGCAAAUGUUCAACGACAUGCAGAGGGGCAUUACACCAACACAGCAAAUGGCGUUGCAAACUGCAAUGCAAGCGAUAAAGUCGGAGGUUAAGCUGGAAGCCGAAGAUAAACCUCAGAGACCGGUGUUCACGCAAAUGUUCACUAACAUGCCUCAAAGGCUGCAAAUACCGCAUCAGCAACAACGUCCUCAGCAGUUUGGUCAACCUGGCCAACCUCAAGUGAUGAGCCAGCAGAUUGUACAGCGACCACAAGUACAGUUUGCAUCAACACAACACAUGCAUUUUGCUCAGGGAGGAGCGGGCCAGCAGAGCCCGGCGAGCCCGGCGGGCGGCAUCCCGGCCAGCGCGGCCAGCAUCGUGAGCGCCAUGACGGCGCAGGUCAACGCGGCGCUGGCGGCCGGCCGCGCCAUCGCCGCCGGCACGCGCUUCGUGGCCGCCGACGGGACCGUGGGCGUCGUGCGGGCGGACCGCACCGUCGCGCUCGCGCAUCUGCCCUAUGCUGCAACAGGUGCCGGCGUGGCCAACGCGACCGGCGGGGCCCGCGCGCCGCCGCCGCCGCCGUACCCGGGCACGCUGCGCCAGCCGCAGCCGCCACCGCCGCCCUACCCGCAGAACGUAAACCAGGAGCAACCGUUGCUUCUCGAGGAGCUUCUGGAGCAGGAGAAGCGCGAACAGGAGAGAGAGGGAGGCGAGUGGGUGGGUCAGAGCGCGCCCCCACCCGCGCCGCCCGCCCCCGCGCCCGCGCCCUCCAUCCCGCUGUACAGCGGUGUGGCGCCGCCGCAGCCUCCCGCGCCGCCCGACCGCGCCAACAGCGACGCCGACCACCACGCGCGCCUGCUGUACGAGCAGUGGCUCAAGCAGUACAACGCCUUCGCCGCAGACCAGCAGCGCUACUACGAAGUCGAGGUUCAGAAGCUUCGGAAGAUCCGCAAGUCGCUGAACAGUAAGCAGCGCCAGCUACGGAAAUCGGGCAACGAGCUACUACCAAAUGAUGCGGCUGAGUUGCAGAGAGUUGCCACAGAACAGCAAGCAUUGCAGAAACAUCUUGAAGCAGCCCGAAAACAGGCUCGUCAGCACAGCAUGCUUAUUCAGGAAUACGAGACUAAACAGCGACAGCAAAAUCCUCAGCUGGCCCAACAGACUGUUAUAAACCAACAACAGAUCUCAACAAAUCAAACAGUGUUUGCUCAAAAUCAAAACAUUACCCAGAACCAGCAAGUACAACAACAGGCAACGAUCAAUCGCCCGAUGCAACUGGGUUUACAGGGUGCCACAAUACAACAACAACAAACGUUAAUACGUACCCAACAGACGGUUAUAGGUGCUGACGGCCAACCAAUAUCUCAACAAAGAAUUGGUUUGGUGACGUCACCCUUGAAUGCUCAGGGACGACUUCUGCAGGGAGGUAGAACGCUCGUAAUUGAACAGGCGGGAGCGCCACAACAACAGCUAGUAAGACAACUGUCCGGUGUACAAGAAAGACCGCAGUCAGUUGGCGGCAUGGUGCAAUUUGGACAGCAGCAGUUAGGUGGAGUAAGAAACUCGAUGCAACCAGGAUCUCAAACACCACGUCCUACGGGAGCGCGGCCAGCAAUGUCGCCUUUACACGUGCAGUCGCCACAUUCGCAGUCUCCGCUGCAUUCGCUCGCUCCGCAGUCACCAUUGCACCACCUGACUUCUCCAAUGCAGUCGCCAUUGCAUUCGCAACAAUCUCCGCUGCAUCAUACGUCGCAGUCGCCUCUGCAUCCAUCGACUCAGUCUCCUCACCACACACAGCAAUCGCCACUGCAUUCACAGCAAUCGCCCAUGCAUGUGCAACAGAAUAAUCUAUCUCAGCAAUCGCCGAUGCAUCCUCAGCAAUCACCAAUGCAUCAACAACAGUCUCCGAUGCAUCCCCAGCAAUCGCCGAUGCAUCCACAACAAUCUCCGAUGCAUCCGCAGCAGUCACCGAUGCAUCAGCAGUCGCCGAUGCACCAACAAUCACCUCUGCAUCAGCAAAAUCAAAUGUCGCAGCAUUCAUCAAUGCCACAGCAGUCGCCUAUGCAUUCACAACAGUCGCCGAUGCAUCUGCAGCAAUCGCCGAUGCACACGCAGCAAUCCACCAUGCAAACUUCGAUGUCGCCACAACAUUUCCUGCAACAAUUACAAGCUCAGCGGACAAGUCCUCAACUACCGACACCUAGCCGUAGUCCUCAGAUCUAUCAACAAUCUCAAAUUCAAAGUCCUGUGGCGUCCCAUUCUCCGCAAUUACAAAAUGACUAUGCAACAGGCAGAUUUUCUCGACCCGCGCCUGGUUGCUCUCCAUUGCCGACAAGAUUUGCUAGACCGCCGCACCAUCAACAAGGAAUAAGAGUGGGAGGACCUUUUGGAGGGCGCCAACAAACAUCACCGCUUGGCAGUCCACAGCCACUGCCAUCGCCUGGAAAUCCAGCUAACGAGAUGGCUCGCCAGCAGAUGCUGCAGCGGCAGCAGUACAGCCCGAUGGGCGGCGCGCCGGCGUCGCCGUCGGUGGCGCGGUCCCCGCACGUGGCGCGCACGCCCACGCCGUCCGCGUCGCCCGCCGCGUCGCCCGCGCCCGGCGGCCUGCACGAGCACGGCGGCGGCCUGCACGGCCCGCACGCGCCCGCGCCGCUGCCGCCCGGCUACCGCUACUACAAGCCCGGCCUGCUCGGCGGGGCGCCCGGCUGGCCGCCGCGCGACGACGACCGCCGCCGCCCCGCGCAUCUCACUAAAGUCUCUAUACUCAAGCGGCGAACACCGCCCCGACCGCGCAUGCUCGGUGGUAAUGCUCAGCCCACGCACGAGCAGCGAGAUGAUGCCAUGGAUACUGCUGCGGCAUCCAUAUCCACUGAACAACGCGGUUACGUUGUGUACGCACCCGAUACUAUAGACUAUGGGGCGCGCGCGUCGCGGUCCGAUGAUCCCCGUGCAAUGGUGCGCUCUGACGACGAUGAUGAUGACGUCGAAGAGUUAGUAGAACACUUAGAUGACGACGACAUUGUGUUGGUCGAGCCCGAUGUGAUCUCACCUGAGGAGCGCAUAGCCACGGAAGAAGACUUUGAGGAACUCAUAGAUAGCGGCAAGCCUGAAGAUGAACCCGAAGAAGACACACAACCCGAGCGGGUGCCUACACGUACCGAAACCACAACUAAAACAGUGGCUGUUAUUAGUCUUUCCACCGGCAAGCAACCCUCCAAUGUGCAGCAGUACAAGAUUGUUAACCCUGGUGCUGGUGGCCCGUUAGGUCGACUACCAGUACUAAGUGCCACCAUGUUGUCACCUCACACGAAUCCCAAAAUUCUAGACGAGGUGUCCCAGGCGACAGUAGCCUCAGUAUCAAUAGCUAACCAAACUAUAUCAGUACCUGUACUUAAAAACCUGUCAGUGCCGAUCGCCAGCGUUGCUAAUCACGUGGCAGGGGUAGCGAAAUCUCAGAUAAAGAAAAUGCCGUUGAACCUAGCAAAUCCGCCUCUGACAAUAAACAUGUCCACAACCGCACUCUCUAAGCCAAUCAGCUCUGUCAUCAGUGUAAUAUCCUCAAAUGUUCCAAAAGUGACAAACAUAAACCCUCCCCGAGUGCCCGUCUCUAUUUUGACUCAGCAUCAAGUCAAGCAGAAGAUUGUGAAAACUAUUGAGAAGCCGAUGAUGCUGGCCCUAUCUAACUCGAAGCUGUCCAGCUUGUCUGUGACUCAUGAUGCAACACUGCCGGCGAAGAUAUUCCAAGACGACGCCGCGUCACCUGACAGCACGGUUGCAUCCGAUCACAGUUCUGAUAAAGACCAAAACCUGAUGAGUUCCACUCAACAUUUGUCAGCGAUGACUUCUCAAGGAUCAUCAAAAAUGGAUCAGAGACCAGGAUCUAUGUUUAAGGAACCAAGUAAAGAUAUCGAUAUUGAAAACGAAAUAAGUCAGCAAACGGAACUUCCGCACACGUUAUGUCUUUCGGAUCGUACACCUUUACUGUUAGGAAAAGCUGAUAUCAAAAGUCCGGAUCCCAUCCCGGAGAAAAUACCCGAUAAUAUCAUGGAAGGUGACGACGAGGACAAACCCGAAGAUAACAUUCAGAGCAACUUACUAUUGUCUUAUAAUAAAAGCAUUGUAGAACCGCCUCCUCCAAAUCCUCCACUAUCACAAGAAAACAAAUCCGAAGAAAAUGUUAUGAAAACUAUUAAAGCCAUCGCUAAUCAAACAAAAGAGAUGGUGAUAGAUUCAAACAUGCAGAUCACCUCUGAUAUGGCGCAAGAAUCAGUUCAAAUAUCAAUACCGUCGCCAACGCCUUCGCAGGAGCGGUACCUUAACGACAUUACCAUGCAAGAGCAUCAUGAGGCUACAGAAAACACUAAGCAUGUGGAAAGUUUCGAAGAUAUGCUGUGCAUACUCGAAAAUAUAGGAGACGAUAACAAACCGUUUGGUGUGAACAAACCAAAUCAAAAACCACCAAGCCAAGCUCCGAAUCAAAAUGUAAAUAUUCAAAAAACGGAAACAGAGCGAAAAGAAAGCCAAGAGCAGUCUAGUUUUGCUAAACGUGAACCUGAGAGGCUUGCAUUACAGUCGGCUACGGUCCCGCAGCUAUCACCUCUGUCGCAACCCGCCGAACUAACAUCUAAUAUGGCAAAUGUUUCGCAACAAUUACGCACCAUUAUGUCGUCGCUAAACCCCAACACGUCAAAAGUAGAUACUCAAACUGUGAUGAGGAAAAAUAGUGAUGCAACCACACCUACGCAAGUGAAUUUCGAAAAUUUAUUGCCAUCCUCAAAAGUGGAGGUCGCUGCGUCAAGACCGUCACCUAUACAAAGAAUUGAUAAACCUAUCUCGUCUAUGCCGUCCUCGGAGAGCAUGCCUAUGAGUGCGGCCCAGGCUAUAGGAUCCCGGGUUAAUACCUUACAGACAAUGGGACAAAUGCGAAAGUCACCCAAUGUCUCUCCUAUUAAUUCACCUGUGAGUUUACAAAACUCUUUGAUGAAAUCACCCGCGCCUCUUAUUUCUAAUCAAUCUCAAUUUUCAUCAAUGGAUGAAAAUGGAUCAUCAUCGUCUCAAAUUAUUCAAAUGCCAGCUCUUUCAAAAAUUCAUAACUCAACUGCAACUUCUAUGAUGCAUACAAGUAAUACGAUGACUACAAGUAUGACAGGUUUUCAGAAAAAUCAGGCGUUACCUACUAGUAUUCUAGGACAUACGCUGCUACAACCUUCAAGACAGAUAAAUACUAGUAACUUACAAUUUAACCAGCAGAGUAUAAGUUCCAGUCAACCGCCAGCUCUAGUCAUGACCUCUAGACCACUAAUGGGUAACAAGGAAACACCACCAAACGUAACUGUACGUACACACAGCAUAGUCAGUUCAGGCAUAAACCAAAUGCAACAGAAACCAGCACCUGGCUCUAUAAAUUUCAUCACGUCAUCAAAACUUUUACACACUCAACUAACUUCGCCAUUAAAAAGAUCUAAAUCCACUGAUGAACCAAAAAGCGAAGUUAUCGUCGGACAUAUACAACCUACGAAGCGUCAUAGCGUGGAAGCAGUAGUAGUGAAAUCAGAACCUAUGGAAACUGAUGAACCUAUCACUUCCAUAACUACGACAGAAUCAUCAGGAAAACAACAAAUGCAGCAGACAACGGCGAACCAAAAAAAUGAUGAAUCUCAAAACGUGUUGUUGAAGCAGUUAUUACAAACUACGACGACGGCCGCUACCGUAGUUCCUCAACGCACUAUGACCAUUCAAAGAACUGCACCGGCCUUAGGUUCUAUACCAUCCUUGGAAGCUCAACUAGCACGACCAUCAAUACCACCACCCACAUUGUCCUUGAGCCAAGAAGUAGAGCUGCCGAAGAAUUCGCCUCGUCAUAUAGCUUGUAGUGUGGUGAAUUCUCCGUUUACGUCCCGACCAGUUCAAACGUCUAUACCGACAUCUACAAUAUCAGCCUUAACGCAUGCUUCGACGCAGUCUUUGAUGGAUGUUCGCAAGCCGCCAGUCAAAAUGUUAACCAAGGAAGAAACAACUCCUAUUCCUGAAAGUUCUCCUACUAUAAAAUCUAUGCAGAUGUACCCAAUGAAUAUAGAGAACCAACAGUUGCAUCAGGCUAUAAAGAAAGAAAUUGCUCCACCACAGCAAAGUCCUGUACCAAGACCAUUUACACCAAUGGAUGUGAAGAAAGAAUUAUUGGAUGAGAGCUCACAACAGUCGGCUACAUCAGGAGUAUCAACUGCUUCUGACCAAGGCAAACUUGAUCAGCCCAUGAAAGAAGAAUUCCCUGAAAGUGUUAGCAUGGACCAUUCAUCAGAAGCUAAUGCACCUGAAACACCAUCUGAGGCAAAGAAACGGAAACGGCGAGAGUAUCAGCAAAAGAAACGUAAACAGUUACAGAUGAAUAUGAAAGCAGCUGCAGAAAACAACUUGAAUGCUACUAACGCUAAAAAGCGUCCACGUAAGGGCUCUAGAUAUGAGGAAGAUUACGACACCUUUAUCGAUAACUUGAUGGCACAGUUACGAUUACUUCCAGCGAUGCAAAUUCAAGAACCAGCUCUAACUACAAACUUUGCUGUUUGUCCUCUGUUUGGUUCAGGAGAUUUGACCAAAUUAAAGAACAAAGAUUAUGACAUAUUAAAAGGAGAUUUGGUUGGUGAAUUCGGAAACGCUAAAAUUCCUAAUGUCGGCGAUUACUACAAUACCAAACCGUUCGGAGAUGAAGAACCUUUGCCAGAGAAACCACAAACGUCGACACAGAGAGGAUUCUACGACCAAGAGUUUCAACCGAUUGUAUUUGAUGAUGACCCAGAAGAUAAAAAGCUUGACUUCAUUUGUAAAGAGCGAGACACCGACACACCUGAUAGCAUUGUUAGCUGCUCAAGUCCUGAAUGUCUCGAAACUGAACCUCCGAACAGAUUCCCAGGACUCAAACUUAUUGAUGACGAAGAGGAAGAUGAAGACAGUGACUCUGCGUCUGGUCGAAUAUCACCAAUUAUUCCUAUAAUUGCGCCAGUUCCUAUAAGAGUAAAGCCUGUAUCGUUAUACCAACUGAAGGAUGAGGACGAGAAUAAGAAAGCGCUUAAUUCGCUGGACACAGACGCUGCUAAAGCUAAAGGUGUUGACUCGCCUGGUAACACUGAAACGAAUGAAAAUGUCACCGUUACCCUCACUCUAACAUCUGGUGCGGCUGAAGAUAUUCUAGGAGUACUUAAAGAGCUUGCUGGAAUUUUACAUAUACCACCACCGACAUCGUAUCAAAUUAUAGAAAGAACUGCAACUCCUCCUUCGCAUAAGCUCGGACUAUAUAGGUCAAAAGGUAAGGAUGGUAAAGAAGGAACACCUAUUGAUAUUCAGAGUAUAUUGAACGGCGCUGCGAAGUUCUGCCGUCAUUGCGAUGUCGUGAUAUUAGAUUCAGUAGUCAGAGCGAAGGCGUCCGAGUUUCCUUUGUUAUCAGCCAAUAAGGGAAAUGCUGGAGAGAUUCUUUGUGACAGCGAUUCAGAGCUAUACUUUUGUAGUACCCAAUGUUAUGAGAGUUUUGCUUGGCGCCCAACUAAUAUUAUUUUGGAUGGAAAAUCUAAGGCUGCUGUUAAGGAAGACAGUAAACCUGAUGUUGAAACAAACUCGUCAAAAGACCGCGAUGAUUUUGAUACAGCAUCCACAGAAAGUAUGGAAACAGAUGAUUUGGAUAUCAAACCUGAUAUUAAAGACGAAAAAAUGGAUUUGUCGUUUAUGGAUUCGCUAGAUAAUGACGAACUAAUGAAAGAGGUUGGUGACGACGUAAGUGCUUUGGAUGAAGACUUGAAGAGUGAACAAGACGAAAAGAGCAAUCAAAGCUCGGAGAGGGAAAAGUUCAGGGGCAUUCGCUACAAAGCGUGGUCACCAGGAUGUAUCGGGCCACCUGUGAAAUAUAAACGACCAACAGACCGAGAGCUUACUGAACUAGUAUUCCGCACUGGUGUUGCUAUAAUGCCUGUAACUAAUGAAGACUCGAGGCGAUGCGAACUGUGCGGCAUUCAAGGCGAUGGUGUCGCAGACGGAGUGUCACGGCUCUUGAAUUGUGAUGUGAACCGUUGGGUGCAUUUGAACUGUGCUCUGUGGUCCGAAGGGGUCUACGAGACAGUUAGCGGAGCCCUAAUGAAUGUAGAAACAGCUCUAGCCGCUGGGUCUAACGCGACUUGCGCUGUGUGCAGGCGGCUGGGAGCUACUGUGAGGUGCUUCAAGGUUCGUUGUGGCAGUGUGUACCAUCUGGGGUGUGCAGUAAAAGAUAACUGCGUAUUCUAUAAGAACAAGACUGCCUUCUGCGCUUCACAUGCUCCCAAAAAUGAAAAGGACAACGAGCUUACAACACUUAGCGUGCAGCGUCGCGUCUAUAUAUCCCGCGACGAGCAGCGUCAGGUGGCGUCGGUUAUGUUGCAUUCGGACACCAACCACCUCAUCAGGGUUGGCGGACUUAUAUUCCUCAGUCCGGGCCAUCUGCUACCUCAUCAACUGGCCGCUUUCCAUACGCCGAAUUACAUCUACCCUAUAGGCUACAAAAUUGUUCGAUUCUACUGGUCAAUGACGCGAGCGAACUGUCGAUGUCGUUACCUGUGUUGGAUCACGGAGGAAGCGGGGCGGCCGCGGUUUCAUGUGCGGGCGCAGGACGAGCCGCGCGAUGAACUCGCCGCGCCUACCCCGCGAGCCGCUUGGGCUAAUGUUUUGGACGCUGUAGCGGCAUUGCGUGAGGGCCGUGGCGAAGACGGAGUGCUCAAAUUGUGGCCAAACUAUGUCACAGGAGAAGAUUUAUUCGGUUUGACGGAACCUGCUGUUGUCAGGGUAUUGGAGAGCUUACCUGGUAUAGAGACGCUGACGGACUACCGCUUCAAGUUCGGUCGCUCGGCGCUGCUGGAGGGCGGGCUGGCCGUGAACCCGUCGGGCUGCGCGCGCAGCGAGCCCCGCGCGCGCAGCAGCUGGCGCCGCGCCACGCGCUCGCUGCUGCCCGCCGCGCCCGCGCCGCCGCCCGCCGCCGACCACCCCGCCUGCCCCUACUCCAAGCAGUUCGUGCACACCAAGAGCUCGCAGUACAAGAAGAUGAAGAGCGAGUGGCGCAACAAUGUCUACCUCGCCAGGUCAAAAAUACAGGGAUUGGGUCUAUACGCGGCGCGGGAUUUGGAAAAACACACCAUGGUUAUAGAGUAUAUCGGAGAAAUUAUUCGUUCAGAAUUAUCAGAGAUAAGAGAAAAGCAGUACGAAGCCAAGAACCGCGGCAUCUACAUGUUCCGGCUGGACGAGCGUCGCGUGGUAGACGCCACGCUGUCGGGCGGGCUGGCGCGCUACAUCAACCACUCGUGCCAGCCCAACUGCGUGGCCGAGACCGUCGAGGUCGACCGCCAUCUGCGCAUUAUCAUAUUUGCUAAACGACGCAUCGCUCGCGGUGAAGAGUUGGCGUAUGACUACAAGUUCGACAUAGAGGAUGAUGCCCAUAAAAUAAUGUGUAUGUGUGGCGCGCUGAACUGUCGGAAAUGGAUGAAUUAAAUCGUCAGAUAUCGCCUCAUACGAUGGAAGCCUGGAUGACGUGGAUCACGUUGUUGGACGAUAAAGAAAAAAUAUUAUAGUGUGACGUGAGUAACGUCAGCACUCUCAACUACGUGUUUAUUGAUAUCUAUACUUAAUAACUUCAUCAUUUAUUUAUAGAUAUCAAUAAACACUAUUUUGAAGUUAGCUUAGGAAAGGCUAUGAUACCUAGUUUUAUGUACCAAAGUGAUUGUUCUAUAUUUAAGUAAUCAAAUCAUGCUAGAGUUAUUUAAAUGUUUUCACAGCCAGCUGACAUGUGAUUAUCUAAAAAUGAGACAAUAUCGACAGAGUUUUACUGAUAAUCUUCAGGUUUAUAUCCUAUAUUUAGCUCCCGCGAAAAUCAAUCAUUUUUUUGUAAAUAGUAUUAAAUCAAUAUAGAAGUUGUUAUUGAAUUUAAAUGUUUUAGACGUGAACGUUUUACGAUAGUAGUAUGUAGGGUAAUAUUAUACUUUUAUUAAUUUUACGUAUUUUAUGAAUGUUUUGCGUCGCUGUUUUAAAAGACUUAUUCUGUAACAUAAAUAUUCUAGGACCCUCACAUCUUAAGUUAUUACAGUCAAUCAAUAUUUUCGUAUACAAAGAGUAUACUUAAAAAUCUCAGCAAUGACUAAAACAUAGGUUAAGUUACCAAAUAGACGAGUCUGCAUUUAGUAUGCAUAGAGCACAAUUUAUUAAGCUAUUUUAAUAUCCGUUUUAUUAGAAAUUACGAUACGUGUUCUAAGGAAGACAGGUGUAUUGUAAUUUGUAAUGGAGCGACCCUAGACGCCACGAUGUGCCUGACCCGUUGUUGUUUAUCAUCGUAGGUUAGAUCUACAUAAUACCACAUCGCGCCUUCUGACGGUGGACAGACUUGACUGUACACUUGUUUGUAUGUAUGUAUGUAUGAGUGUUGACGUACUUUUAUUCACACCAUUUUAAAAUAAUUUGUUUUUAUAGAAGAAUAAUAAUAAUUAGGAUACAUAAAAUAUUUGAUAUAUAUUUUUAAUGGAACCGUGACAUGUUGUGAUAAAAUUAUUUUUAUGAAUAUUUACUCAGAGUCGUAUGACAUACUGUUCCACAGUCUCAAAUGAAUGGUGUGAAUAAAACAACGUGCAUAUAAAGUAGUUAGUGUAAUUAUUUAUAUGAUAAGUAAAAUAGUCCCAAUGUGAUAUUACCUCACAUAAUUUUGCGUAAACUUCAUAACGUAGUGGCCAUUGUAAUCUAAUCGGUUAGCGUGUUGGAGUAUUGCUACGCGUUGUACGGCAUUGACAAAAUGCAAGAAAGCUUGUAAGAUCUGGUUAUAGAGAUAUAUUAUAUAAAUGUAUGUAUGUAUGUAUGUAGCACAAGGAAUUAUAGGAUCGCAGGUUGCCGUCUACCAAUGUUAUGAAUUCUUGCAAUGUAAUUUUAAGUGUUAAAUGUGCAAUAUCAUAUCUUGAGUACAGAUUGUAAAUAUGUGACUGUAGCGCAGAGAUGAACAUUUUUAGUAUUUAAUCAUGGAUUAGGCAUUAUUUGUAAUUUAAUCAGUUAUACACCUUUCACAAUUGAAAAUUUCCAUCGAUUUUAUUUAAAGCAUUCCCAUACAUUUUGCAUUAAACACAAAUUAUUAUUUUCAUGAGAGAACAUAUUAAAAGUUGUAAAAUUAUGGACUUAGUAAUAUACUAUACAUUAGUAUUUUUAUUGCAUUAUUUUCCUAUAAUUAAAUUUUUAAUUAGUA
Messenger RNA from Trichoplusia ni (cabbage looper), 17013 nucleotides. Its product is annotated as histone-lysine N-methyltransferase 2C-like. The transcript is spliced from 52 exons. The record is from RefSeq and is a predicted model, not a curated record. Gene Ontology annotation, biological process: positive regulation of transcription by RNA polymerase II. Gene Ontology annotation, molecular function: transcription coactivator activity; histone H3K4 methyltransferase activity; histone binding. Gene Ontology annotation, cellular component: MLL3/4 complex; nucleus. Bases 180 to 15284 code for a protein of 5034 amino acids. NCBI's taxonomy places the organism in Eukaryota, Metazoa, Arthropoda, Insecta, Lepidoptera, Noctuidae.